GAUUAAAUUUUGGGUAGAAAGGUGUUCCAAUUUUUCUCAGACAUUAUCGCGUGCAUGAUCGAUUAAUUUCAAUUUCACUCUUCAGAGCUUAUUCAUCUGACUCUCAGAGGGAUUUAUAGAAAUACACGUAACGUGCAUUGGAAUACACGUGAGCUUGCCCGAUAUGGAAACUUGAUCCAGAAUAGAAAUACUGUUAUCUCUUCAUUUGUGCCAUUGAGUUUUAGUAUGCGCGUAUAUGUGGAUAUGAAAUAUUGGAAAUAAGAUCUACAUAAUUGGUAAGGAUAAAUACGAUACAUUUAUUCUAUCUUAACUGUUUCAGAUAUCGCGAAAAUUUACUGGAAGGAUUAAUUCGCAGGCUUAAGAGCGUGAGAUUUCAGUAAGUUCAUACGUACUGAUAAGGUUACUCAAGAGAUUGAAAAAAUGAGUUAACUCUUUUAAGUGGCUGACUGACGUAACCGUAUGGUGACGGUGAUGUUCAAGCCAUAAACAUGACCGCUGCAUCUACAUCUCCAUAAUGCCUGACGCAAUAUCUAGAAUUACUUGAAUCUGUCAAUCGUACCGUUGUGAUUUCAGGCACGCAGUCGUCAGCCCACCCCAAAUUGCAAUUCCGCGAAUUGCAGCAUUCCCGGUGUACCUUUCAAAGCAUCAGGAAUGCACAAAUGAAUCGCCGUCAUAGUGGUUUGAACGUAGCAUCCCGCCGUCACCCGCGAAAACACGGCGCGCGUAUUUAUGCGAUGAAAAAAGUCAAAUAAAAAUCAUGCUUUGAUGUCACGAGCGUACGAGGGAUAUUCUUUUAAUUCCAAUAUUAAACGUGCGAUAUGUAAACAUCGUAAUUAUAUUAGCGCGACAAGCGCGCAGUAACUUAAAAGUUAUAACAUAUGGUUUAAUAAUUUCAUCGUCGUCAUCUAUUAUAAGAAAUGUGUCACUAUUUACAUUUGCCGCGUGAUACAAGACACAUAUAGAAAUAGCCGUACGGAAGAAGGAGAGAAAUGUGGAUUUAUCUAAAUUAUGCAACCGCGAUAGUGACUAAGGGCGUCGUACGGCGUGCAUAAUAGUUAUCACGAAUGUGCAGUCGGUGCAUUUUUCAGAGAUAAACUCGAACAGACGCGGCAGCUCUGACACAUGCGGCACGAUAGUCGGAUUUUCAGAAUGCGUUUUAUAUUUUUCGACCGCGUAUUUUAACACGCUUCCCGUGCCAUGUUGAAUCUUCCCGUGCGAUAAGUCGGUAGGAAUAAUUAAGCUUAAGACCGCGAAAUCUGAUUCGACAGCGGGCAAAUUGCGCUUUUAGCCUCGCGAUAUCUCAUUUAUUCGCUGACAUUUCCUGCUAUUCCUGUUAUUACAUUCUAAUCAACUCCAUUUGGACGUUAGCUCUCCAAAAGAUACUAUCAGACGGAUAGACGUUAAUGCACCCAAUUGGCAGCCUGCCAUUAAACGGAAAUGCUCGUCUGGUAGAUCUCGACUCGAUGAUAUUUUAGAAGUGGGUAUACGCUAAAUUUGAGGUCGUCACGCUCUCGUACUAUUCUUAUGUGUAUCUCAUUAACUGUGCAAAAAUUGAAUUUGUCAAUGACGGAACGAUCGGGUUCUCUCUCAAUUAAUAAGUUAUAAAUAAAUUAUAAAUAAUGAGUAACGUCAUCGAGAUGCAAUCUGAUGAUUAAGCGUAAUUAAGAAUCAGUAGACAGAAAUGUUGAAAGUUUAUGACUGAAUAAUGUUUCCAUAUAGCUUGAUUAAUUCCAGCCUAUGAGCGCCAUAAACAACAAAUGAUCGCCUUUGCAUAUUACGCAAUGUUUUAUAUUCCUCUUUGCAUAACUCGGCGUAUCAUUUAAUCCACUAAGAAUGUAAUAAUAAUUCGCUGAUUCUCGUUUCCGAUAUUAGCAGAAUCCACUGAUAAAGUGCUCUCGGCAUUGAGUAUAGUCUUGGAAACCUUCUCUCACUCUGUUGCAAAGUUAUUACUGGUUAAAUAUGGCUCCAUUUUACGAUAAUGAUAUUGAGCGCAAUGUGUCGAGGCACUUCAGCUUUGUUGACGCGCAGUUUCUCAAACAUUUCGCGAGUAGUCGACGCAACUACGUAGAGUUUGUUCAACAAUUCCUAUAUCGUUGGCGCGCAAUUAUCGCACGCUCUAUGCUUGCUAAGUUCAUAUAUCCUUGAGUCUUAGGACACGGUUUGAUGGUAUUAUGCAAAACGUGAACAGAAAUCAUUAAUUCGUACGGUAUGUAUGAUAAAUCUCGCCAUUUCGAAAUCGUCUUAAUCAAGCUGUAAACAUCCGAUAAAGGAAUGCAGAUUUAAAAAUGCUUUAUGACAUUUUUGCAUAAAAACGUAGGCGACAGAAAUUCUCUAACGUACAAACUAAAAAUAGCUAUUAUUCUGCGAGUCGCUGUACAAAAUGUAUCUUCCGAGAAAUCUUUUCGCGAAUGGCUCCGACAGGCAAUUUGUAAAAUAAGCAGAACAUGCGGAAACGCGAAUAGUCCGCGGGCGUUUCCGUGAAUAAUUGCGCGAAGCCCAUUCGCUUUGGACGAAAUCGGAGUAAGCCUUGACAAAUUCCCCGACAGAUCUGUGGCUCCUUAGGAAAAGGAUCGCGGUAGCGUCCGGCGAUAGGGGAGGCGCGAGAGAGAAUUCCGCUCGUAAGCUCGGAGCGCGCGAAGGUACGCGCCGAGCGGAAUGGAAGCGGCGGCUUCAGUCGGCCGCGAACCUUCGCCGAAGAACGGUCCCCAUCGUCCGGAUCCACGGAUAGCCCGGGUAUACCCUAUCGAUCGCGAUAAAGAUAUCUUCGAUCUCGAGGAAAAGGGGACGAAGGGUGCGAAAACGGACCAGUCGAUUUUUUUUUCUCCUUCUCCGCGCGACUCCGCGGAUGUAUGAAGUGACGAUUACCAAUGUGUGAAAUCGAAAGCGAGGCGAGGUUCAGGGAACGAGAAUGAGGACGAUCCUACAUGCAUAUUGCAACUUCUGUAUCGAGCAUCUCGGCGAAUAAACGACGUGUGGAGUAGACAUGUGGAAGUGUUGGGUCCUGUUUCUGUGCGUCGCAGGUUUAUCCUCGGCUAUUUUGGAAUCGCCAGACUACAAUAUUAGUCCCUUGACUAAUCAAUCCGUAACACUGCGACAGCACGAACCUGUGAGACGAUUCGCGUGUCCCGUGGGAUUCUUUCGAUUGAAACGCUUCUGUUACUAUCUCAGCGCCGGCACGGCACCAUGGAGGGAUGCGUACUUUCACUGCAAGGACAGAAAUGCCACUCUGGCAAUAUUGGACAGAAAUGGAAAAGACAAGAUGCUGAGAAAGUAUCUGAUGGGAGAUCAGUUUACAAAAUUGGAGCGAUGGAUCGGUGGAAUUUUCAACUGGGAACAGAUGACCUGGGAGUGGGGUGUAACAGGUGAAAAGAUGGUUUUCCAGAGUUUCGGGAAAAUGGAACCUACCGGAAGAUCCAAGAAGUAUGCGUGGCAUUGCAUCAUAAUGGAUCCCGCAUUGAAAUAUAAGUGGAGCGCAAGGAGUUGCGUAGAACGGAAGCAUUAUAUAUGCGAAGUGCCCGCCGGUCGUUUAGCCAGUAGACGCAAGAAGUCAGAUCCCUUCGCGCCGCAAAACCAAAGAUUAAAGCCCAGAAAGAAGGGCAAGAAGUACGUAGACGGACAGAGGAAAAACGAAAGAAAAAAGAAUCGAGAACACUUGAGAAGAAAUUGGUUGGAUCAAGGAGAGAAUCAACAAUGGGCCCAUGGUGUCAAACCGGGAUCGCGACCACCUUCUAAUGUAAAGCUAAUGCAGCACAGAGAGCGCACGCGGCAUCGCGCGAAUAGAACCCGUUUGCAAACAGCUGCACCAAGGGUUGCUCAAAUAUUGCCCCAAGGACGAGAGUACGGCGCUUUUCUAGCUAACGGAUAUAGUGGCCAUCAACUUAAAAAUUUAGCGGAUAUGAACGACGUUUUUUCGCAAUUUCACAAUAAAAUAAACGACUUUGCGCGGGAAGAGGUUUUGUUAAAGCCGUGAAGAAAAACUUGAAUAAUUAUACCGAUAAUUAGUUUUAAUGGUUGCCUCGAUUUACUGCUACUUUGUUACGUAAUAUACGCAGCUCUAAGAGGGAAAAUCAUUUAAACUUUUAUUACACAACGAUACAGUUAAACUGCCAAUAUUAUUUUAUUAUAACAUACUAUAUACAUAGUUGUGGCUGUUAUUGAAAAUUAAUUUUACGUAAAAAAUUAUUUACGACUAAGGUUCAUCUUCAAAUAAAUUCCUUUUAAAAUUCCUCUGCCUGAAUAUUCGCAAUUUCUGAAUAGAAAAGCUAUUAAUGUAUUAUUAUAAUUAUCCAAAUAUUAUAGCCAUCGCAUUCGCGAUACUGUUACUGACAUCUAAAUAUUCGCUGUGUACUUAUCUAUAUUGUAAUCAUUACAAAAAAUUAAUCAUCGUCUCUCUAUAACUAUCAUCUACUUCGGCGAUUAUUUUGCUAAGCAAUGUCUUGCACAAUUAAUUGUAAUUAAUUGUAAAGCGUGAAUAAUCCGUGUACACAUUAAGAAAAAAAUGUUGUUAAUUUGACUAAAUUUUUCAACUUGAUUAAAUUUCUUCAAUUCAAGCAUUUAAUGCAUUUAUCUUAAAUACAUAAUAUAUUUGAAUUUCAAUUUAAGUAUUCAUAUAUUUGACUGAAGUACAUAAAUACUUGAAAUGAAGAAAUUUAAUCAAGUUGCAAAGUUUAGUCAAAUUAAUAACUUUUUUUUAGUGCAAUAAAACACCGUUUAUCCAAACACAUUAGAUGAUAAAACAGUUUUGAUAACCGAGGUUCUUAUAUUAGAAAUUUAGCUCCCCUCUUAGUACUUCUUAGUUUCAAUAAUAGAGGAUGAAGACCGUUCAAAAAACCGAAGUUAAGUUCUUAUUAUCUAAAUAGUUCGAAUAAUAGAAGCUCAGCUAUAAGUUCGUAUAUUUGCAUAAAUGGAAUACGGAUAAACGGAGUUCUAUUGUAUCGAUAAAAAAUUUCAUGUCGAUGCUUGUCACAAUUUCGCGCGGCAAAGGGCGAAUUAAAUAAUCAAUCACUAUUACUCAGUAAUUAAUUAAAUUAUAUUAGCUCAUUUACGCUAAUCAUAGUGAGUAGUUUUUAUAUAUAAAUGAAUCGCCGUCAGAUAGUCAAAAAGCAAGGUAAAUCUCUUUUUGCUGUAUCUUUAUUUUUUAAUCCACUUUUGUGUUCGUUAUUUUUUUUUCAUCGCUUCGUUUGUAAAUAUGUCAAUAUAGGACCAUCGAUAUGUAUACUCUCUGUAUUUAACGAUGUAUAAUAAAAUACUGAUAUACCAAU
Messenger RNA from Monomorium pharaonis (pharaoh ant), 5261 nucleotides. RefSeq lists its product as uncharacterized. The coding region runs from base 2984 to 3970 and encodes 328 amino acids. The record is from RefSeq and is a predicted model, not a curated record. NCBI's taxonomy places the organism in Eukaryota, Metazoa, Arthropoda, Insecta, Hymenoptera, Formicidae. The transcript has 5 exons.